AUGUCGCAAGUUAACCUCAUACUCCACGUCGUGGACGACAAAGGCCCUUUGACCUUGUCCCUUGUCACGUCGGUUGACGAAAAUUGCACUUUUGCUAGUUUGCUCGCAGAGUGGAAGUGCAUCAACAAACAUGCAUUAAACGGCCUGUUCACUUUCAGAAGAAUCGCGCUAUCGGACGAUGACACAAAUAUUAAUUCUUUCCUAGUUUGGGACUAUAUGAAAGAGCGUCAGUCGUCAAAUGUGCGUCCUAGUUUACUUAGAGAUACACAUUCGUCUGCAAAAGCGCAAAACAUUGAACAUGGCCUUUGCCAGAAUUUUGUUCAGCUACAAGUUGCCUGUGAG
Messenger RNA from Dentiscutata erythropus, 342 nucleotides. The record is from the annotation of a GenBank genome assembly. Lineage: Eukaryota; Fungi; Glomeromycota; Glomeromycetes; Diversisporales; Gigasporaceae.